Molecule: messenger RNA, 527 nt
Organism: Populus nigra (black poplar)
Lineage: Eukaryota; Viridiplantae; Streptophyta; Magnoliopsida; Malpighiales; Salicaceae
Product: heavy metal-associated isoprenylated plant protein 39-like
Exons: 3
Coding region: 80-463 (127 amino acids)
Molecular function (GO): metal ion binding
Source: RefSeq, a predicted model, not a curated record
UUCACCUCCUCCUGUCUUAGUUCUUGAACUCAAGCUUCCUUCACUGUCCUUGAUCUUCAAUAUUCCUGUAUAUAUAAAAAUGCAGAAAGCUAUGUUGAAACUGGAUAUGCAUGAUAAGAAAACCAAGAAAAAGGCUAUGAAGACAGUCUCUGGUUUCUCAGGGGUGGAUUCAAUAUCCAUGGACUGGAACGACAAGAAAUUGACAGUAACAGGCGACAUCGACCCAGUAAACAUAGUGAACAAAUUGAGAAAGUUUUGUCACGUAGAGAUAGUUUCUGUAGGAGAAGCAAAAGAGCCUGAAAAGAAAAAAGAAGAGCCAGAGAAACAACAAGAUGAGAAGAAAGAUGAAGAUCAAAACGUGGAUGAGUUGGCGAGGGCUUACAGGGCCUAUUAUCCUCACGCGACCAUGUAUUACCAUGUUUCAAGUGUUGAGGAUGGUACUAAUGCUUGUGUCAUUUCUUAAUUUUUAUUUUAAUUAGAUGUUAAAAGAAAUUAUUUCUUAAAAUAUAAAAUUUCAAUUUCAUAAA